AUGAAGCUUCCCAUAGUCAUCGCUGCUUGUCUGACCGUCCUUCCGGGCUUUGUAACAGCGCAGGUCGGUUCUUUGGAUGAGAACGGCCGACCCACAAACUAUACAGCUUACUACUUUGAUCAACUUAUCGAUCACUUUCAAAAUAGCUCUCGCUAUGCACCAAACACCAAUGCCACCUUUACCCAGAGAUACUAUUUCGAUAACACCUACUACAAGCCCGGUGGUCCUGUGUUUCUCUAUAUUGGUGGCGAGACAUCUGGACCGUCGCGCUUCUCGAACCUUCAGACUGGCAUCAUUCAAAUUCUCGCAAAUGCAACUGGCGGUCUAGGCGUCAUUCUCGAAAACAGAUACUAUGGCGAAAGCUAUCCCUUUGACAAUUCUACCACCGACAACCUUCGAUUCUUGACCACUGAACAGACGAUAGCAGACAACGCCUACUUCGCUCAGCAUGCCACUUUCCCCAACGUCACCGGUGGUGACAAUCUCACCGCCCCGGGAACUCCUUGGAUCUUGUAUGGCGGCAGCCUGGCAGGUGCCCAGACUGCCUUUUCACUUGUGGAGUAUUCGGGGCUGCUCUGGGGUGGCAUUGCUGCUUCAGGUGUUGUACAUGCCGUUCACGGCUAUCCUGAAUGGUACAAUCCGAUACAAAAGAAUGGGCCUCCGGAGGCUAUCUCGCGAAUCAACAAGAUCGUCGACAAGAUUGACUAUCUCAUCAAGAAGAACGAGACAAAGGCCAUUCAACAGCUGAAAGAGAUCUUUGGACUCGGUAGUUUGGGUGAUCUCCGAGACUUCGCACAGACGAUUGCAUUCCCGCUUGGUGGCCCCAUGAACUACCCGACCUACACCUGGCAAGAACUGAACUGGUAUCCAGGCUAUGAUCAUCCAGACUUGUUUUGGUUUGCCAACAACAUCACGGACACGAACGCGCCGGCAAACAUCACUGCAGUUGAUACGCAGCUGGCUAACUACACCAACGGAUCGCCGUGGACAGGGCUCGGGGCGUGGGCCAAUUAUGUCAAAGAAGUGAUUGUCUCGACGUGUCCUAGCGAAGACUUGAUUGGCACUACCUCAUGCUUCUCUACUCAAAAUCAAACAUUCUAUGCCGAGACCGACAACUCGGCCUUCCGGUCGUAUCUCUACAGCACCUGCACCGAACAAGGCGCUUAUCAAGUGCCACAACCCUACGGGACUCCUUCCCUCCUGUCGCGGGUUAUCGAUCUUAACUAUACCCAGCAGUGGUGCACUUGGGCCUUCCCCCCCGGUCCCCUCUCACCACAAGCAGUGCCCUCUCCGCAUGGACCAAAUCUAACAUGGUACAACAAAUAUGGCGACUUCAAGAUUUCGGCGCCACGACUGUCGUUUAUCGACGGCGGGAGCGACGUCUGGCGGGACGUGACCUACCACGGGCGCAACGCCAGCACCCGGUACGGCGAGAACCAGUUCCUCAUUACUGGUGCAGGACACCAUUGGGACAGUUACGGAAUCCUGAACAUCAGUGCCGAGCCUGACUUUAUCAAGGCGGCGCACGAAUGGGAAUUGCGGCAGGUGCAGACUUGGCUGAAGGAAUGGGAUACGAAGCACGGUGGAAAGAGAAAGAGGGAUGAAUUGUAG
This is a messenger RNA of Capronia epimyces CBS 606.96, 1611 nucleotides long. RefSeq lists its product as uncharacterized. Gene Ontology annotation, molecular function: serine-type exopeptidase activity; dipeptidyl-peptidase activity. Gene Ontology annotation, biological process: proteolysis. The transcript is spliced from 4 exons. The record is from RefSeq and is a predicted model, not a curated record. The coding region runs from base 1 to 1611 and encodes 536 amino acids. Lineage: Eukaryota; Fungi; Ascomycota; Eurotiomycetes; Chaetothyriales; Herpotrichiellaceae.